GAGACUUUAAUAGGCAUUGUACGUUUUGUGAACAUGACGGCCCCUCCUCCCCUAAAAAGAAGAAGUGAAGGGGGAAAGUCUCUGCAGUCCGACUCCACUCCUGGAAGAAGUGGGGCAGCAGCCGAGGAAAAACACCUAAACCACAUUUUCCUACAACUAAUGGAAGCGAGAUUAUCCAGAAAAGAUCCUAAACUCGUUGUUUUUUAUGCAGGUAAAGCUAAAAAUUAAAUAAGUGGACAUCAAACUACUGCAUGUUUGGAGGAGUUUGUGAUGUAAGAGGUCGCUGCAGAAGAAAGUGUGAUGAAUGAACCCUCCGCGGCGCAUGGAGGAGAGCCUCUCCUGCAGGAGACAUGGGAGUGUGUGAGAGCAGCUCAGGAGGAGAUCCUGCUCUCUCCGUACCUGCCUGCGUCCUGCGCCUUUCUCAUCCACGUCCUCCUCUGCGCACCUUUCCUGGCGCUGGACGCGCUGGGCAGCGUCAGUCUGCGGGUCCGGUCGUGGAGGAUCGCCGCCGGCUCCGGUCCGCCGCCGUCCCUCCGUCAGUGGGGUGACUGCUUUUGGAGGGUGCUGUCCAGAUACCUGGGCACCGUCCUCCCCGCCACCGCCGUGUUCCAGACCCUGAGGAGCCCCACGGUGCCGGAGCUGGCUCCGUCCUGCUGGCAGCUCUUCGUGGAGGUCUUUGCGUGCUGUCUGCUUUUUGACACGCUCUUCUUCAUCUGGCACCUCUCCAUGCACAGGGUCCCCUGGCUGUACAGAAACAUCCACCAGCCACACCACCACCACCACAUACCUUUCGCUCUGGCAGCUCAGGACAGCAGCUCGGCCGAGCUCCUGUCUCUGCUGCUGCUGGCUCUGAGUAGCGCCUGGGUACUGGGCUGCCACCCUCUGAGCGAAGUCUUCUUCCACCUCAUCAACACCUGGCUGGCAGUGGAGGACCACUGUGGCUACGACAUGCCCUGGUCUCUGCGCAGACUGCUGCCCUGUCUGGGAGGAGCGCCCCACCACCAAGCCCACCACAGUGUCAACAGUGGCAACUACGCCCCCUACUUCACCCACUGGGACCACCUCUUUGGCACACACCUGUCAUAAGAUGAGUUUGGGUCAAGAGUGAUAAGCACCGUGGGGAAUUUGUCUGAACGUGACUAAGGCACAUUGAUUGGAUUGAGAUCUGUGAUCGCACAAAGUGCACAAAGUUUAAAACAAAUCAAAUACUGUCUUGCUGAACUUUAAGGGAUCAAGAGAUUGUCAGAUUUGUCAUAUUUUAAAUCAAUCCAUCCAUCCAUUAUGCAUACCGCUUUUCCUAUUUGGGGUCGCGGUGGGCUGGAGCCGACCCCAGCUGUCUUUGGGCAAGAGGCGGGGUUACACCCUGGACUGUUCAUUAGCCAAUCACAGGGCUGACAUUGACAAGCAUGUCUUUGGACUG
Messenger RNA from Labrus bergylta (ballan wrasse), 1420 nucleotides. It is a transcript of the gene ch25hl3, whose product is annotated as cholesterol 25-hydroxylase like 3. Lineage: Eukaryota; Metazoa; Chordata; Actinopteri; Labriformes; Labridae. Gene Ontology annotation, molecular function: iron ion binding; steroid hydroxylase activity; C-4 methylsterol oxidase activity. Gene Ontology annotation, biological process: cholesterol metabolic process; sterol biosynthetic process. Gene Ontology annotation, cellular component: endoplasmic reticulum membrane. The record is from RefSeq and is a predicted model, not a curated record.